AUGAUGAACCCACCCCAAAUAGCCACCCUCGUUUUGUUGCUUCCCAUCUUCCUCCUCAGUACAAUAUCUUCCUCACCAUAUGUAGAUGUAGACCCAGCAGCCACAGUGCUGUUAAAAUGGAGAAACACUUUAUCAACAGUACCCCAAUCUCUAUCUACUUCAUGGUCCAAAUAUAACGCCAAAAAAUUGUGCACCACUUGGUAUGGCAUUACUUGCAAUAGAAAUGGUUCGGUUAUCGCUCUUAACCUAAGCAAUGCCGGUAUCACCGGAACUCUGGCUCAUCUCAAUUUCAUCCCAUUAUCAUCCCUCCAAAUUCUUGACCUCAACGGAAACAAUUUCAGCGGCUCCAUACCACAAAAUAUCGACACCCUGUCCAACCUCGCUUCUUUCAUCCUCAGCUACAAUAUGUUUAACGGUUCCAUUCCACACGGGAUUGGAAAACUAACCAAUCUGCAGAAUUUAACUCUCUUUAACAACAAUUUCAACGGUGAUAUCCCUUCAGAGAUUGCCAACCUCCAGAACCUGUUGCACCUCGAUUUGGCCGGCAACUUUUUCAAGGGCUUUAGUAAGGAUUUUUCCGAAACCAGUGGUAACCCUUCCAUGACCUAUUUUAGCGCCUCCCUAAAUGAACUCACUUUCGAAUUCCCGCAUUUCAUACUAAAUUGUAAAAAUCUCAAGUUUCUCGAUCUUUCUCUAAACCACCUCACCGGUGGUGUACCAGUUUCCUUAGGUCAACUUACAGAACUUGAGCAUUUAGACCUUCGGUCAAACAAUUUCAUUGGGGAAAUUCCUUCCGAGCUCGGGCAGUUAACUAAUCUGUCCUACUUAUCACUAGCCCAGAAUUCCCUUUCCGGGACUCUGCCCCAGUCCCUGUCGAAUUUAACCAACUUAUCCGAGUUUGGAUUAUCCCAAAACAACUUAUCCGGCCCUAUAUCCAAUUUUCUCGCCUCGUGGACCAAACUAAUAUCCUUACAGCUCCAAAACAAUCAUUUCACAGGGGAAAUCCCAUCCCAGAUAGGCCUCCUCACAAAUCUCAAUUAUUUAUUCCUCAAUAAUAAUAGUUUUACGGGCAUUAUACCGCAAGAAAUAGGAAAAUUGACAAACCUGACAGAGUUAAACUUGGGAACAAACUCUUUAUCGGGUAAUAUACCUCAAUCAAUAGGGAACCUAAAAAGCCUCUUGAUGAUCGAUUUGUCAGAAAACAAACUCAGUGGGAAUAUUUCUGCCCAGAUUGGGCAACUCAAGUCCCUCCAGUACCUUUUGCUCAGCAACAACAUGCUGACAGGGCCCCUUCCCAACUCCAUCUCCAACCUCCAAAAUCUAACCCGGGUGCGUCUCGACCAAAAUUAUUUGAAAGGAAAUAUUCCUGAAUGUUUUGGCACGCUUGAGCAGCUCGUGUACUUAAGCUUGAGCGGGAAUCAACUCAGUGGCCAAAUCCCGUCCAAAUGGUCCUCCAACUCAUCCAUCACCGAUUUGUUGAUCAAUAAUAACAAAAUAUAUGGACCUAUUCCACCCGAGCUAGGGAAUCUCAAAGAACUACGCGUCCUCAACUUGGGCUCCAACAAACUAACGGGGAAUAUCCCGGCCGAGCUCAAGAAUUUGAACCAGCUUUUUCAUCUCGAUAUGAGCGGAAACCAUUUGAGCGGAGAAAUCCCCGGGGAGGUCGGCCAGCUAACAGCACUCCAGUUUUUUCAUCUGUCACGUAAUGACUUGACGGGGAACAUUCCAGAGGAAAUCGGGAAUCUAGGUCGCUUGCUGAGCCUGAACAUGAGCCAUAACCAUUUAUUAGGUAAAGUACCAGAUUCAAUUGGCAACUUGAAAAAUGCCAAGUAUUUGGUAGAUCUCAGUAACAAUUUGUUGUCGGGGCCCAUCACACCGGCAUUUGAAGGGUUGACCAACUUAGAAAGGCUGGACCUGUCGCGCAACAAAUUUACGGGCCAAAUUCCAUCAAACUUGUGCAAAAUGUUUGCUAUAAUCGAUUCCGAUUUUUCUAGCAACAAGCUGUCGGGAGUGGUGCCCAGCCCGAAUGCUUUCUAUGGAGUGAUCAAAGGACACGCUGGUUGCAAACUACUUUAA
Molecule: messenger RNA, 2076 nt
Organism: Striga hermonthica
Lineage: Eukaryota; Viridiplantae; Streptophyta; Magnoliopsida; Lamiales; Orobanchaceae
Source: the annotation of a GenBank genome assembly